This is a messenger RNA of Grus americana (Whooping crane), 1119 nucleotides long. RefSeq names its product fumarylacetoacetate hydrolase domain-containing protein 2-like. The record is from RefSeq and is a predicted model, not a curated record. The coding region runs from base 140 to 1024 and encodes 294 amino acids. The transcript has 8 exons. NCBI's taxonomy places the organism in Eukaryota, Metazoa, Chordata, Aves, Gruiformes, Gruidae. Gene Ontology annotation, molecular function: hydro-lyase activity.
GUCGGCGAGGCCCCGCCUCCACCGCGCUGGCAUUGGUCGGCCCAAGGGAGGGGCGGGGAUUCGGCGAGGGGACCUUCACGCGGGCGGCGCGGGGUCGGCGCGUGCCCAGAGGGGAGUGACGCGGCACGUGACGUGGCAGAUGCACCUGCCGAGGGCCAUGCGGCUGGUGCGGUUCCGGGGGGCCGGGGGCAGCGAGACCCGGCUGGGGCUGGAAGAGGCGGCCGGGGGGAACGUGGUGGACCUGAGCACGGCGGAGCCGGCGCUGCCCCGCUCCAUGCGUGCCUUCCUGGAGAGCGGCCAGAGCGGCCUGGCCGCCGCGCAGAGGGCGCUGGAGUCGGGUCGGCACCGGCUGCCACGGGAGACUGUGAGGCUCCUGGCGCCAGUCGGGGACCCGGAGAAGGUGAUCUGCGUGGGGCUCAACUACCGUGACCACUGCCUGGAGCAGGACGUCAAGAUCCCCAAGGAGCCCAUCAUCUUCAGCAAGUUCCCCAGCGCCAUCAUCGGGCCCUUCGAUGACAUCGUGCACCCCGAGGAGAGCAGCGAGGUGGACUGGGAGGUGGAGCUGGCCGCCGUCAUCGGGAAGAAGGGGCGGCACAUCGAGGAGUCGUCGGCGCUGGAUCACAUCGUGGGCUUCAUGGUGGCCAACGACGUCAGCGCCCGGGACUGGCAGAUGAGGAGGAACGGGAGGCAGUGGCUGCUGGGGAAAACCUUCGACACCUUCUGUCCCCUGGGGCCGGCUCUGGUCACCAAGGAGGCGGUGGCAGACGUCCACAACCUGAGCAUCCGCUGCAGCGUCAACGGGCGGCUGAUGCAGGACAGCAGCACCAGCCAGCUCGUCUUCAGACUGCCCAAACUCAUCGCCUGGGUCUCCCGGUUCGUCACGCUGGUCCCUGGGGACAUCUUGCUGACGGGAACCCCUCCUGGCGUGGGGGUCUUUCGGAAGCCCCCCGUGUUUCUUAAGAGAGGCGACGUGGUGCAGUGUGAGAUCCAGGAGCUGGGCACCAUCCGCAACAAGGUGGUGUGACGACGGAGAUGCCAAAUUUCACCCCGAUUCGGCUGCCUUACCCCCCCCAUUCCCUCCCCCCCCCGCCGUGGGAUUCAAUAAAUCCACGAGCCGGG